AUGUCGGGCUUUAUACCUUACCUAUGGGAGGUUAUUUCAAAUGUCAAUUACAGUCGUCCAGAUUAUAUCAUAAAACAUUCAGCUUCAACGGAAUCCUCGACAGAAUCCUCAACAGAAUCUCCGGCAGAGUCCAGCGUAGAUCUCACUCAGACGCCGUCAAAAGGUUCCGGCAAAUAUUCUCAAGGCAUUCCGGAUGCUCUUUCAUUCGAUAAUAUUAUCAAUGGCGGAACUUGUCCUCCUAUGACUGUCAGGGAGUUCAUGAAUUUCCUCCAAUUCGUUGAACACGCUCCAGAAAACCUUCAGUUCUUCCUCUGGUUUCGAGAUUAUAAACUUCGUUUCGAGAGACCGAAACCGCCGAAUCCCUUUUCAACUCCUCCUGCAACGGCCACUUCGGACAACCAGGCUUUUGCCUUGUCAGAAUACCAAAACGAUUUCGCAUCUCGCUUUCAUGAUGGGGCUGAAGAUGAGCAGCCAAUAAAUCAAACCAAGACAGUCAUGAAUCCUCAACCACAGUUUAUAGUCCCUUGGGAGGCAGACGUUGAUAAAGAAGGGCCUUCCUCAAAGGAAGCUCCCCUUGUCAGCCCAAGCUACGUAUCGAGAACUCUGAUCGAAUGUCUUUCAACUACGACACACCCCACCGCCUUCCUACCCAUCAUUAAAACCGUCGAAUACGGCUUGAGACACCAAGCACAUCCCAAUUUUAUCCGCUGGAGUAUUUGUAAUGGUAAUAAGCCACGUCAGGUGUUUGCCAAGGGUCUUGGUGUGGCCCUUAUUAUUUUCGGUUUCUUGUACGCAACUCUUACAACCCUCAGUAAUAUGUCUCGAGGAUGGCGUGCAUUUUCAGCAAUGUUCUGGGUACUGGGUGCUUCCACAUUGUAUGCAGCAUUAAGGGGUAUGUGCGUUGUACUACACGGGCUCCAUCAUCGACAUCUUCGACCUUGGGAGUUGUGGGAGUCCGAGGAAUCCUCUAUGAACAUGGAAGACGCAUCUAGUGGUGAAAAGAGUGAGAAGAAUGAAGAGUAUCCAUGGAUGAAGAAAUACGAGAAGAGGUUCAUUAUCAGAAAGAUCUUUGAUCGAGAGGUCUGGGUACAGGAACCAGCAUUGAGACAGAUACAGGACAUAAUCUUCCUGCAGUCUUUGCUUGCUGGGUUUGGUGUGGCUCUCGUUUUUACAGUCAUCUUCUUAGCUGUCCCUGGGGGUCGUUUUUUCUGA
Molecule: messenger RNA, 1212 nt
Organism: Sclerotinia sclerotiorum 1980 UF-70
Lineage: Eukaryota; Fungi; Ascomycota; Leotiomycetes; Helotiales; Sclerotiniaceae
Exons: 3
Coding region: 1-1212 (403 amino acids)
Source: RefSeq, a predicted model, not a curated record